AAUCAUAACAACUAAAAACUCACAAAACAUGUAUCACUCACAUAAAAAUCAAUAAGACAAUCUGAGUCAGCAGAGGAUAGGACACACAUUCUCCAGGUCACUAAUAUCACGAUAAUUCUUAGUCAAAUUCAUGGUAUUGUUUAUAUUAUGUUCUCAUUUAAAAUGUUUUAAAUUAAAAACAAUCUUAAAAUAUUUUCAAAAUAAAUCUGUCACAAAUUAAUCAAAAGAAGUACCAUUAAAUCAACAAGACUUUGACUUUCAUUUUAUUGGCAUUCUGUUCAGAAACUGGUAAAGACAAAUACUUUCUCCUGUAACUGUGUGAGGAGGAUAAAAUAAAACAAACAGAACAGGUUUGGAGUUCUACUUCUAAAGUUAUUAUUUUAAGAAAUAAAUUUAGUUGCACAGUAUGAAAUAAAGUUAAGUGAAAUUAAUGUUUCAGGAACAAAAUGUAAGAACUGAAUUAACAGGGAAAAAAAUAACACCGCGAAAAUCCAGGGUAGGUUGGCAGAAUAACCUACUCCUUAUGAUGACACUCAUAAUUAUUUUUAAAAGUAUUGUUUCUUAGCUCAGUUCAAAAUAGGAAGUGGCGAAAAGUCAGUUUACACAGAAGUAGCGUCUAUGCGGCGCUAACACGACAGUGGUGUAUUUGAGGCUCUGGCAUAAGAAGCCUUUAUGGGCAAAAAAAUCAAUGAUACAGCAACAACAACAAUAAUUUAUAAUAAUAGUUAUUAAUAUUGCUAUUAUUAUUAUGGCUAAUUAUUUAGACGUAAAUUUAAUUAACUGACAGACAUCACAAUAUUUUGAAGUGAUUUAAUGUGUUGCUUAAUGAAAAUGAUAAUAAAAAUAAGAAUAAAAAUGAUAAUAACUCUCAGAACGUGACUUAUAAUAUAAUAAGUCCUGCGGUGUUUCUAGCAAAAAGAAGCAAAAAGGAAACUUGGCUAAAUAGAGUAAAACUGCUGCUGUGAUGCUUCAGUAUAUGACAGGAGACGUGGCCUGACGCUCAGAUCUGAAGAUCUUAGUAGUUAAUGUAAGUAUAACUGUGUUGUAUAUAUUUAUUUACUUGUGAAAAAUACAACAAUGUGGGAACAUUUCUAAUUUUUAGGAUAUUUAGUGGAGGGGGGUGUUUACGCACACCCAACAUCACAUUAUACGCUUAUACUACUACUACUACUAUUAUUAUAACUUCUAUUAAAAAUGAUAAGUCGUCUAAUACUUCUAUGGCAUAAAAGCAACGAAACUCGCCUGGACAGAUGAAAACUGGUGCAGUAAGGCUUUAGUAGGUAAGUGAGGAGAGACGUGGCCUCACGUUAACACUGAAAUGUCUCUUGCUUUAAUAACGGGCGCAUAAUAAUUUAUUUUAUCACACUUUUAUUACGUGUAAACGAAUACUUGAUUUGUUGAGCCUCUGUGACCCCUGACUCAUUAAAAACCAUCGUCCAAGAACACACAAACACUCGACUUAGAAAUAAACCAUCUAAUUCCCUCAUUAUUUAAAACAGUUUGACUUAAAAAAAAAAAAAUCAUUAUUACAUUAAGCCAACUGAGAGACACUGAAGAAGAAAAAGAAAUGUGUGUGCUAUACUAAUAGUCAACCAACACAAAUACCUUGUUAACCUUUUCUUUUCUGAUGUGACUGUGUUCACUCUAAUUUCUGCUGUCGCUCCCUGGGCCCUCGACGGUCACUUUUAUUUCUCUUCAUCUUUUGUUCAAACCCUUGAAGGGCAAAUUCAGCUCAGUCCACUCCGAACCUGCCCAUUCACUCUCUGCCUCCAUCACUGACAGGAUGGAGCUAUUGUUGUGGGUUCGUGCGCCAUUGGUUUCAUUCAUUCAUCCUGUGGAAUUUGCGCUUCAGCCCACCGGCUCUGUGCUUUGUGGAUAAAAGAGUUGCUUGUAUUCGUGUGACUGGAAAAAAGGAUAAGACUCGAUAGGGGAGAGUGAGCAUUUUCACUGCAGAUUUCUGUCCAUCUCUUUGUCUCGAGUAGUCCUUUUUUCCAAACCGCUUUUUAACAUUUAAAAAUCUGGUGCGUAAAAGAAAAAAGGGCGCUUUGAGUUAAAGUUGUUGAUUUCUAAACCCAUCCAGACUGACAUCAAUGACAUCAAAUCCAUUUUCUGCUCAAUAUCUCGAUCUGUUUUCUGUUUUGAAUUCAACUACAUGACAUGUCCCUGUCUUCUUUGAACCGUGCGUAAAAGGGCUGGGUUUUGAGAGCCAAAGACGUGUCCAAAUCUGAUCUAAAACACUGACAGUUCCUGACCCUGCAGCCGCUGCGCGUCUGGCUCAACGCGAUUCAAAAAAAAAAAAGAAAAAAAAAAAGAUGUCACGUAAAACCACAAGGGGACCUGGGAUUUACCAAGUACCUUUCAGUUGAGCAGGAGUCCUGCCAAGUAAAGAACACUUUCCUCCUCCUCUUCCAGCGGCGACAAACGCAGAGAAUCGACAGAGGAGAAUUGAGCAAAUUAUCUACUUUUCCACUCUCCUUCUUGGACGGUAACGAUCGGCAAGGUCUCGGCUCUUGCCCCACCGAUAUCGAACGAGCCUCGAGCGCCCUGAUUGUCGUCAACAACCAGGAAAGCGGGGCCUGUGUUUUGGUGGGGGUGGGGUUGGGGGAUCCCUGGCGGAUGAUGUCCUUUUCUGCGUGCCGGUGAGGAGCAGCGCCGAUCUCAUCUUCUUUCCAGCAGCUUUAGUUGUUGUUGUCGCAACCCGGUUGAUGCGGAGGUGAUGGACGGUCCUCUCCGCCGCCCAGCAGGGAUCCUUGGCUCCCCCACGGCUUCAGGGAGCCAACCUGCGGGCUCAGAAAUGCUCACCUCCGGCGGCAGCAGCAGCAAGCCUCUCGCUUUCUCCAUCGACCGGAUUAUGGCCAGGACACCCGAGCCCAAGUCAAUACCGCUCCCCAACUGGUUUCAGUCCGCUCCAGUGGGGAAACCCGAAGCAUAUCCGUCCUCGCUGCAUUGCAUGAUCCCGCUGGUACCGCUCGGUUAUGAGCCGGGCCACCGGCUCAGUAUCACAGGACUGGAUCCGGGCCACUUAGACGCGUCUUCUCUCCCGGCUCCCGCAGAAUUUUUGGGGUUUGGGCUAAACUAUAAAAAUCAACAAGAAGACUCUGCUGUCAGCCAAACGACCGGGCAGUACAAACUCUUCAGACCCAGGGUGGUAAACCAGUCCUCCUUUCCCACGAUGGGCACUGUUUGCUACCUGAAUUGCAGCGGGGAUUCCGGAGCGUGUCCACCGCCGGCUGGCCUGGUGAACCUGCACCCUAUGGCCUCGUACCUGUUCACUGCCCGACAUAAAGCCUUCAUGGCAGAGAAGAGCAAGCCCGGCCUGCAACAGGCCGCGGAGCGGUACGCGGGUUCCGGCGUGCAGGCCUUCAAGGAUCUAUCUCCGAACCAGAUUCACUACAUAAAGCAGAGGGACCAGAUCCUGAGUGACAAGAUUUUCAAGGGCUCCGCGACAGCUGCAGCGGCAAGCGCCAGGCUCAGCGGCUCCUGUCCCGGUAGCAAGCCCAAAGUUUUUACCUGUGAGGUCUGCGGUAAGGUCUUUAACGCGCACUACAACCUGACCCGCCACAUGCCCGUACACACAGGCGCUCGACCAUUCGUGUGCAAAGUUUGCGGGAAGGGAUUCCGACAGGCCAGCACGCUGUGCCGGCACAAAAUCAUCCACACUCAGGAAAAGCCUCACAAGUGUAACCAGUGCGGAAAAGCCUUUAACAGGAGUUCAACCCUCAACACGCACACACGCAUCCACGCGGGAUACAAACCAUUCGUGUGCGAGUUCUGUGGGAAAGGAUUUCACCAAAAAGGAAACUACAAAAACCACAAGCUGACACACAGUGGCGAGAAGCAGUUCAAGUGCUCCAUCUGCAGCAAGGCAUUUCAUCAGGUGUACAACCUCACCUUCCACAUGCACACCCACAACGAUAAGAAGCCCUUCACCUGCCCCACCUGUGGCAAGGGCUUCUGCAGGAACUUUGACCUGAAGAAACACGUCAGAAAGCUACAUGACCCAGCCGGCGCGCAGUCUCCCCCGCAGAUGUAAAACCUGAACAUUGACUCUGAACCCCCAGCACACCAAAAUGCAUACGCAACAAUCACAUUUUAGCCAAGCUACAUGUAAAAUAAGCUACACUUUGGUCCUUAGAUUCAAGAAGCCCUGUAGGUGGUAGGGGAAGAUUUUUCAUAAAUCAGUCAUAUGCAUGUGUUUAGAAUUUGUGCACUUUCUUCAUCCAAAUUAAUGCACCAGUUAAUCAGUAAGUGAGACUGGAAAGUAACUAAAAUACGUUUUUAUCAUGGUUUUUGCUCCUUCUGUUCUCAAAUCACAGAUGCUUACGAGUAAAUGUCUUUAAAUAAUUUCCUUACCAACAUUAACUAAUUGGCUCAUUUACUGAAGAAUUUGAAUAAUUUGAGGGUUCAUUUGUACCCUUAAAUUAUUUUUUUAAAAAUAUAUAUAACUCAAUCAUAUCAUUUCUCUCUCAAGCAGUAAUGAAGCUCCCUGAAUCCUUAAAACUGUGACUAUAUGUUCUUUAUGUAUUUCUGGCUAUGAUCAAAGUUUUUAACUGACAUCAUGUCCUGUGUGUUGUUUCUUGUAAUUCUACAUGAUUUAAUGAUGUGAUAUGGGGAGGAGUUACUUAUGAUUUGUAGAAAUCAUCAUAGAUGUCUUCCAAAAAUCCCCCUCCCCUCCCCCGCCACAGAAAUCAUAACAAUAGAUGAUAAAGUUGUAAAACUAAAGCCAGGCAUUUCAGUCAUGAUUUUAUUCAAAGUUACGGGUGUUUUAACAAAUUUAACAAGAAGACUUUGCCAUCUUUAACUGCAGGCUUAAAAUACAACAACUGGAUAACAUUCAAAUUUAAUUUAUUUUUCUAUUACAAUCAUAUCCUGGCAUAUAAUGGCUACAGAUUCCCCCGUAACAGUUGGCCUAGUGUCAUGUGAUUAAGAGGAGUUUCAUUUUGCGUAAAAUUGCUAAAUAGCACAAUUUUUUCAUAAAACUCGGUGACUUAAAAGAUCAAUGCGGCUGCAUACCUCCACCCACAACAUGCUUAAUUAAACUGAGUUACGUUAUCCAGAGGAUUUCCUGGAUCUGCAUUAGUUUCUAAUCAUUUUUAGAUUACAUCGAGAUGAUUUCUCUCAGUUUUUCUUAUUUCAAUUUGAUGUGUAUUUGUGAAGAUAUGGUGCAACGCACAAUACUGUCCAUCCAAAAAUCCUUCCAGCUAUUCCUAAAUCCACAUCUGGACUCACUUCUGCUCGCACAUUCUUCAUUAAAUAUCCUAACAAAGAGGCAAAAUAAAUGAAUGACUAAAUAAAUAAAUAAUAAGGCAAAAGUCUAAAAUGAGAUUAUCCCUCCUUCUGAUGACAUCACUGUGACAUAUUCACAAAAUAAUCAAUAUUAUCUAUAAUUGUUUUUGCAAUCUGAGGAGGGAUAGCCAUGGCAAAAAAAACCCUACAACUUUUAAUUAAAAAUUUGUUAGUGUCCCAUUAAAUCUUGAACAACAGAAUUGUUUUGAUUGGCACACAUGAUAGCCAAUCACGUUGUUUACUUGUGUACCGGGUCGAACUUUGGUUAACUGAAGAGAAGUAGGCAGUAAUGACAGGUGAAACAACACACUGAUGCAUGUUGUCGGUACGUGUAAAAUGUUAGCUGGAAUCCAACGCAAAAGCUAUUUUCACAUGAUCAUUCCAGUCCUGGAGCCAGCAGAGCUGAAUUUGAGUAUGCAGAUCGAUUUAAAUGGUCUUUAACCUGACAGCUUCCUGGUCCAAAAUCUGUGCCCAUGUGAUGAAAGAGCAGAGAAUUGCCCAAAAUGUUGAUUCUGUCCUGCCUCCUGGACGCUUUAUACAAGCAGCUCGCUUAACUCAAGGAAACAGCACGUUACCAGUAGUGAGAGUGCGCCUGAGCUGGUUGAGCACUCAAAAUGCUUUCUGCUCAUUCACCAAAUUACACACACAUUCAUGCAGCACUUUGUUUAAUAUUUACACACAGUCACACUCCAAUGGAUGCAUCAGGGGCAACAUGAGGAGUUCAGUUUCUUAGUCAAGGAUACUUUGAUUAAAUUACUGGAGGAGCCAAGGAUUGAGCCACUUACCUACUGAUCAGUAAACAAUCCCUUCUAAGACCUUCACCACAACCGCAGCCAUGCUAAGAAAGCAGAGUCCUGUUCCAACUGCGUACAGUAUAGACAGGAAGUACAUUUUUGCACAAAAUCUUUGAAUUUAAAUAGGAUUUUGUCACACAUGAUUGAGUUUCCCUAAAUACCCCUUUUACAUUUAGCAUACCUGACUGAGUCAUUUUUUUUAAACAUCCAGUCACAAAAAUGUUAUUUUCAUUUUCAUUUGUGAUUCAGGAAAAACAAAAAAAGAAAACUCUCUCCUUGAACAUGAACCAUGACUCUGAACUUGAACUUCAAGAAAGAAAGAAAGAGGGAGGAGGGACCCUCCUCUAACCCCUUUCAGGGCCCGUAGUGGCCCCUCAGACCCAAUAUGACCUGGCCCAGACAGAGACCUCUGGCCUUGACACCUGGCCCUGACAUGCUCCAUGUAUCUCUUAGCUUGCUGGACUGAGGUUACUCUAAGGGGAAACUUAACUUUUCUAACCUCUAAUUACUAGUCACUUAUUUUAUUAUAAUGAUGGAUUAUUAGAGUAUCAUUAGUCAUCAUUAUUAUUUUUCAGCCAGAACUCAGGAUGUCAGUGGUAUUGCAAACAAAAUAAUACUGAAAGGCAUUGUAUUUAAACAUGUUUAUGCCAUAAAUUCGUAGUGUUCAUUAAAACACAUUAGACUAGUAUUUCAUAAAAAAAACACAUAACAAUAAAAAUUCAUAGUUUAAGAAAGAAAGAAUUUAAACACAGUUUAAAUGUCUUAUUAGUUUAUUUUUCAUUCCAUUUAUUCAUAGCGUAUCAGACAUUUGUCAGCAUGAAUGCUGUUUUUUCACCCAUAAUCAUGUGAUCCAAAUGUGGCCUUGGAUUCAUGAUAAAAGGGGAUUGUCCAAAUCUGUUCUUCUCUCUACUCCAGGAGUUUUUGUAGUUACUUAAAUUUUUUACUUAUUUUUUACAGAUUUGGUUGUUAUUUCUACCAGUAAUAAGAUCAUUUUGCUUACUGGCUUAGUACCUGAACUCUGGGAACUUUCCAAGGAACUAAAUCUUCCUUAAGAUUUUCUGCAUAUUUAAUAUUGGCUGAACGCCUGUUUGAAUUUGCAAGAUAGUUAGCCCUCCUAAAAAGUUGCUGUUUCAAAUUAAUGCUUCAACCAGCCUGUUUCCAGGAAAUUACUUCUAGGAUCGACUUGUAGGUUCUUUUCAUUGUGAGAAGAGGUGCACCAAAACAAUAUAAGUUCUUAAGAAUACUCUUUGUGAAAGGCUCUCAGAGGCCAAAACAGCAAGAACAAUAGAGGGAACUGACAUAGUUUGUAGUUAGUCCAAAAUUAUUUCCAGAGUUUAGUUCCCCACCCACAGGAACUUAUUGGGGUCACUCAUAAAUACCUAUCCUACAGGUAUUUUUCCUCGAUUGAACAUGCCAUAAAAAAGAGGUUCUAUCAGAGAACAUUCUGGGGUCUGAUUCUGCAAAGAAAAAACAGACCGAUGAACAUCUUUUAAAAAUGGGCUUUGCAAUCACCCAAUUAACCAACUUUAAAGCUGUAACUCUAUCCUUAAAGGUAUGUAAACUUUCACAAAGUGCUACCUUCCCUUAGGCAGCAGCCGAUUCCUCUGAGAGAAACACAAAUGAAAGAAGUUUCUCAAAAGUUUCUUAGAAGUUUCAGUAGUGAAAUAGUUAUUUUAAGAUAAUGUCCUACUAUACCAUCUGUAGAUGUGUGCACCCAGUUUUCCUGUGCAGCAUUUCAGACAUUUUCAGUAUUCUCAAAUGUGACGUCCAGACAUCAAGGUUUAUGUAAUCUGUAUAAAACACUUUAUUUCACCAACUCUACAGAUUUAAGCAAAUAAAUGGGUGAUUACAGUGUUAUUAAUAUUGAAAAAUGGAUGAAGAAAAAUGUAGCUAAAAACUGUAAUCCAAUUGCUGUUUAUAUCAACUGAAUGUGGAUCCCACUGAAUCAAAGCUGAAAACUGAAAGCUAAUCUGGUUUAUAUCAAAAACAUUCCCAACAACAUAUUCUACAGAAAAGCCCAGAUUUUUAUAUCUAAAAUGUUUACAUGGUUAUAUGAAGUGGAGUGAUAGCAUGGCUGGUGUUUCCAAUUCAGUACAAUAGGUCCUUGUAAAAAUGAUAAUGUCUUGAACAAAACCAACAAAAAGGGAUAAAAUGUAGCAGAAAUAAGAAAUUUCUGUUUCAUUAAUUAAUGUAAGCAAGGGUGGAGUUUUCUAUUACAUAUCUGACGUUCUCAUCUACUCAGUGGAGCCAAGUACUAAAUUUAACUAUUGCACCCUGUUGCAUUUUACUUCCUUGUUACUGCUUUUUUGUCUCUGUCAGUGUUUCCAUACAUUUUUUAAAGAUUUGCAUUUAAAUAUUUGUGUGUACAAAAUCUAAUCUGCUAGGACAGCGGUCCCCAACCCCCGGGCCUCGGACCGGUACCGGUCCGUGAGUCGUUUGGUACCGGGCCGCGAGAGUUGAGGCUCAGGUGUGAAAUGUAUGGUUUUCAGGGUUUUUAUCGGUUUUCAGU
Oreochromis niloticus (Nile tilapia) is the source of this 8589-nucleotide messenger RNA. RefSeq names its product FEZ family zinc finger 1 (gene fezf1). The transcript has 4 exons. Gene Ontology annotation, cellular component: nucleus. Gene Ontology annotation, biological process: regulation of transcription by RNA polymerase II. The record is from RefSeq and is a predicted model, not a curated record. Lineage: Eukaryota; Metazoa; Chordata; Actinopteri; Cichliformes; Cichlidae. Gene Ontology annotation, molecular function: DNA-binding transcription factor activity, RNA polymerase II-specific. The coding region runs from base 2717 to 4033 and encodes 438 amino acids.